UUCACCAUUAAUAACGCCAUGAAAUUACUCUCAAUAACUUUCGCUAUUUGCGCUGGUGUAGUGAGCUCACAGUCGCAGCCUCAGGGACAUAUAGACUGUUGUGAAGCCAAUGCCGACACGUUACAAAACAUUAUCCAGCGUGUGACGUCACUUGAAAAAGAACUUGUGUCGCUGAAAGCAGAAAAUGCCAAUUUAAAACAAAAUUCCACUGCGUUCACAGCACUGCAGCACGAGUUAGUAGCGCUGAAAUCUAAGCAACAACCGGUUGCUUUCUUCGCCGAACUAUCCCAGGAUUUGGUCAACCCAUCUCAGGGCCAGAAGGUUGUCUUUGAUCAGAUUCUAACCAACGUCGGUAACGCCUAUGAUCCCACCACGGGUAUAUUUACCGUCCCCGUGACCGGGACCUACCACCUUAACGUCGUCCUCUCCUCCCCAAACAACAACGAGGCCGGCCAUUACAUGCAUUUCUUUAUCCUUCAGAACGGAAGAAAAAUAGCAUACCUAUUUCUAGACCAUAAUACCGACUUCUGGCUUCAUGCUUCUACGUCGACUGUCAUUCAAGGGACUAAGGGGGACGUGAUUUGGCUGACGGUGGGCGUAGCGGGAGGAAAGCAUAUUUUGGCGGGACAUCGGUCUGGGGAGGGGGAGAUUCACAGUCAUAUGUCAGGGUUCCUCAUACAAGCUGAUUAA
Molecule: messenger RNA, 690 nt
Organism: Saccostrea cuccullata (small rock oyster)
Lineage: Eukaryota; Metazoa; Mollusca; Bivalvia; Ostreida; Ostreidae
Product: complement C1q tumor necrosis factor-related protein 3-like
Exons: 2
Coding region: 19-690 (223 amino acids)
Molecular function (GO): protein binding
Source: RefSeq, a predicted model, not a curated record